GUGUACAUUUUUUUUUUCAAGAGAGAAUAGAAUGUGGGUCUUUGCUUCUAUUCUCUCCUGAAUUAGAUUGAGCCUCAGGUUUUUGCAGCAAAGAGCAUAUAUGGUUUCUGGGUUUUUUGUUCUCUCAUUGAUGAUGAAUGUUGGCUCAUACUUUGCUGCAUGCAAGCUAAUUUGACUCUUCCUUUUUUCUGGGUAUUUCUUCAUUUUCCUUGGUAACACUGUUUUCUCCCUCUUUUUCUACCUUAAUCCCUAGCAUUUUCUUCAAUUUGAUCUGGGUAUUUUGUUUCUUGAUUUUGUUGUUAUUGAAUCUGUUGAUGGGGUUUUUGUGAUUGUUACUGGUAGUGGGAAAUGGGUUUGAUUUGUGUGUAUAGGGUUCUGAAGAAACAAAUGUGUUUUGAUGUGAUGAAUUAUUGGGAUGUAAGAUUAGAACUUUAGUUUGUUUUGUGUGUGAAAAUUGAAUUGAUUUUAAGGGAUGGGAUCUCAGGGUGGUGGGGGAGGAGGUGGGGGUGGGGUUAAUAGUAUUGGUGCAGCUCAAGCUCAAGCUCAUGCCCAAGACCCAAAGACAAAUGCUUUGGCUAGGCAAGGAUCAUUAUAUGGCCUAACUCUUGAUGAGGUUCAGAAUCAAUUGGGGGAUUUGGGGAAACCAUUGAGUAGUAUGAAUCUUGAUGAGCUUCUUAAGACUGUAUGGACUGUGGAGGCUAGUCAAGGAAUGGGGGGAACGGAUUACGGGGUGUUGCAGCAUGGUCAGGAUGCUUCGGGGAGUUCUUUGAAUCGACAAUCGAGUAUUACACUGACUAGUGAUCUGAGCAAGAAGACUGUUGAUCAGGUGUGGCAGGAUAUUCAGCAGGGGCAUAAAAGAGAUAGUAUCGAUAGGAAAGCUCAGGAGAGGCAGCCUACUCUUGGUGAGAUGACACUGGAGGAUUUUUUGGUUAAGGCUGGAGUGGUUGCUGAGUCGACUCCGGGGAAGAAAAGUUCGGGGUCAGUUUUAGGGGUUGAUUCAAUGGCAUUGCCUCAACAGCAAGCUCAAUGGUCACAAUAUCAGAUGCAUGCAAUGCAUCAGCUACCGCCACAGCAACAACAACAGAACAUGCUACCAGUUUUUAUGCCCGGCCAUUCGGUUCAACAACCUCUGACUAUUGUUUCCAACCCAACAAUAGAUGCAGCUUAUCCUGAAUCUCAGAUGACAAUGUCCCCAACCGCUCUGUUGGGCACAUUAUCGGACACACAAACACUUGGAAGAAAAAGAGUUGCACCAGAUGAUGUGGUUGAGAAGACUGUUGAAAGGAGGCAAAAGAGGAUGAUUAAGAACAGGGAAUCUGCAGCGAGGUCACGAGCAAGGAAGCAGGCUUACACCCAUGAACUGGAGAACAAGGUUUCACGCCUCGAAGAAGAGAAUGAAAGGCUCAAGAGACAGAAGGAGAUAGAGCAGGUGUUACCGAGUGUUCCACUUCCAGAGCCUAAGUAUCAGCUGCGCAGAACAAGCUCUGCGCCCGUCUAACAUCCAGUUUCAUGCACACGAAUGAUGAAUAUGUAGAUGCAUAGUGUUCGUUAUGUCAUUGAAGUUUAUGUUAGCUAGUCAUUAUCUGUUCAUUUCCUUGUUCUUGGUUAACAUCCUUGUUCAGGAGACUGCCCUGGAGGCCUCUGCUGGCAGCACUUGUCGGCUGCCCGUGUGAUUGCCUUAGCUAUCUCUAGUUCUCUAGAUAAGUUCUUUUUCCUUGUAUGUACAUUUUUAUAGUUUUAACCUUGGAAUUAUGUGGAGGAUAUAGUUUUGGUAGUUUCCUUUUGGUUACUGUAAGCAUUUCCAGUAUGAAUUGCUUUCGAGACAAAUGAAAACAAAGUUAUUGUAUGUUUCCAGUUGUAUUGAAACGACCGGGAGAGGGGUAAUCUUCUUCAUGGUUCCUUCUAGACUUGAAA
Solanum stenotomum is the source of this 1914-nucleotide messenger RNA. Its product is annotated as ABSCISIC ACID-INSENSITIVE 5-like protein 2. The transcript has 3 exons. Gene Ontology annotation, cellular component: nucleus. The record is from RefSeq and is a predicted model, not a curated record. The coding region runs from base 473 to 1498 and encodes 341 amino acids. Gene Ontology annotation, molecular function: DNA-binding transcription factor activity. Lineage: Eukaryota; Viridiplantae; Streptophyta; Magnoliopsida; Solanales; Solanaceae. Gene Ontology annotation, biological process: positive regulation of DNA-templated transcription.